AUGCCUGCCUUCGACGACUCCGACUUUGGCGUUGACACCCCACAAACACCAAAGUAUGACCACCUGCAAAAGAUCAUCAGCCAUGGUUCUCCUGCAAAGUACAGCCACACUAUCCACCCUCCAACCCAUCACAAUGGAACAACUGGGACAAUCGAAGUCCCAGCAACGAGAUCACAAACUGCAGAGAGCGAAGCCCUCAUGCACUCCUUGAGCAUUUCACCCUCGCAGGUUGACAGACGAGGCUCACGAAACAGCUUCGGAGCUUCUCUGCCAAUUCCAAAAUCGAAACGCCAAUCUCGUCUUUCAUCGGUUGCAACUGCAGAUGGAAGACCUACGAGACCUGGCAUGCCAUCCAUCCAGCCAACCCGCGACAUCCUAUCUUCACAAGUCCAGGAUAUGUCAUCAGUGAAGACAGCUGCAGCAAAGGACAUGGCAUUUGCCUUCGACAUUGAUGGGGUUCUUGUCCAUGGGGACCGCCUGAUUCCGGAAGGAAAGCGUGUUCUUGAAAUUCUCAAUGGAGACAAUGAGCUUGGGAUCAAAAUUCCUCACAUCUUCCUCACGAACGGAUCCGGAAAGCCGGAAGCUGCACGCUGUGCCCAACUCUCAAAGAUCCUCCACUCACCCAUCUCCACUGAACAAUUCAUUCAAUCUCACACACCCAUGUCGGCUCUGGCAGAAUAUUACGACACCGUUCUCGUCGUUGGUGGAGAGAACUACCAAUGCCGCGAAGUAGCCAAGCAGUACGGUUUCAAAGACAUCGUAGUUCCCAACGACAUCGUCGCCUCGCAACCCACCCUCUCCCCGCUCAAAGAAUUCUUCACCGCCGAGCAACGGGCCACCUCCACCCCCCGCGAUUUCAGCAAAGUGAAAAUCGACGCCAUCCUCGUUUUCUCGGAUUCCCGCGACUACGCCACGGACCUGCAAAUCAUUAUGGACCUGCUACAAUCCGAGGACGGCGUCCUCGGCACACGGGCCAAACAUCCUACCAAUCAACGCAUCCCAAUUUACUUCUCACAAGGCGAUCUCCUCUGUCCCACCGAACAUCCUUCGCCGAGAAUGUCCCAGGGAACAUUCCGCAUCGCACUUGAAGCAAUCUACAAAGCCAUCACCGGCGUGGAACUCGAGCGCGUCGUCUACGGGAAACCAGAACUCGCAACCUAUAAGUACGCGGACGAUGUAAUGACAUCCUGGAUGGACACGAUCCACAACGAGGAACGACUGCCCAAGAACAUCUAUAUGAUCGGCGAUAAUCCUCAGAGCGAUAUUAUCGGCGGGAAUAUGUAUGGAUGGAAUACUUGUCUGGUGCGGACGGGCGUGUAUCAGGGGGAGGGCAACGAUAAGCAGAAUCCUGCGAGCUUUGGCGUUUUUGAUAAUGUGUUGAAAGCGGUGGAGACAGCGUUGAAGAAAGAGCUGGGGCAGGAUUUUAGGACUGAGUGGAGUGAUGCCAUGAAUCCUGUUACCGCCGGACACUCUGUUUCGGCGAUUGAGUAA
This is a messenger RNA of Hyaloscypha bicolor E, 1491 nucleotides long. Its product is annotated as HAD-superfamily hydrolase. The record is from RefSeq and is a predicted model, not a curated record. Lineage: Eukaryota; Fungi; Ascomycota; Leotiomycetes; Helotiales; Hyaloscyphaceae. The transcript has a single exon. Gene Ontology annotation, biological process: glycerophospholipid biosynthetic process. Bases 1 to 1491 code for a protein of 496 amino acids. Gene Ontology annotation, cellular component: mitochondrion.